AUGACGAAAACUAUUUUCGGCGGAAUUGAAGGGGGCGCUUCUAACUCGCGAAUCGUUCUUCUUGACUCAGAAGGUCGUAUAUUAGGAUUCGCCGAGGGCCCCCCAACUAAUCAGUGGCUGUGCGGGAUUCAGGAGACUGUCCAGCGUCUGUUAACUUUGGUUGACCUCGGCUUGCAAGACGCUAGCAUGUCGCCAGGAACUCCAAUUUCGCAUUUGGUGGUGAACGGCUCUGCAACUGGUGGGUACUUGAAGUAUUUUUCCUGAUUGAUUGUUUUCCUUACUUGGAAUUAGUUUCACACGGCGACCUUUUUCUCUGUUCCACAACCUGUGGAUGAGGAAGCGUGGCUUUAGCAUGGGACAUUGGAACUGGCACACCAUUACCUCAUUCGAAAUCUCAACUAUCAUGAAAUACAUCUUCUUCUCUGUGUCCACUGCCAAAAUGGCUUCAAUAUCUUGUGGAUGGAACUCGCUUACAAUUCAUCAAUGGAUCAUUUGUCAUGAACAUUCUUUUCCCACUCACUUUUGUUGAGUGGUCUCUGUGGCUCCAUCUUUUCAACUUUCCUAUGUGAUCUGUGCUAUCUUAUCGAUGUCCUUCAGCCGAUCAAGCUGUCAACAACGCGGAAGAUGAUGAGACCAACAACUGUUGAUGGAUGCUAUAUCACCUGGUAGAA
Molecule: messenger RNA, 671 nt
Organism: Dicrocoelium dendriticum
Lineage: Eukaryota; Metazoa; Platyhelminthes; Trematoda; Plagiorchiida; Dicrocoeliidae
Source: the annotation of a GenBank genome assembly